AUGUACUUGGACCCAAUUAUAAAAUGCAUGGCAAAUACUGCUGUACGAUUGGCUAAUGAGUUUUGUUUGGAGGUCAGUGGCGAGGCACAGCUGGCUUUAGCCAGUUUAGCUGAUUCGCAGUAUACCGAUGUUUCGGCUUAUCUUUCCUCGGCCGAAUUUGCUCUUCGACGUCAAUUACUUGUUUCCGCCAGACGUGACUCGGCUUGCCUUGCUGAGAUGGGUGAAAAGAGAAGCCGUUUGCUACGCCUACUACAGCGCCAAUCCGAUCUGGAAUUCGCCGAACUAGAAAGCUUAUCUAACGACCGUGAACGCUAUCUGAUGGACGCAUUAGCCGCCUAUUGCCAUUGUUUGAUAGUCUCUGAUCAGUUCAAUAUUAAGGUCGGCCAAAGAUUCGAUUUAUAUGAAAUUAGAUAUUACGAUUAUUUAAAAUGCUUCACUAUCAUAUAUUUCCGUACAACUAAUCUUGCAACUUUGCAUCUUUUUUCAGAUUACUUGACUAUAUUUGGGUGA
Protopolystoma xenopodis is the source of this 510-nucleotide messenger RNA. Lineage: Eukaryota; Metazoa; Platyhelminthes; Monogenea; Polystomatidea; Polystomatidae. The record is from the annotation of a GenBank genome assembly.